AGCAUUUUAGAAAUGAGUGCAUCUGAAGUAGAUUCAUACCCACAUCGUGAAAACCAACAAUCUCUCGGGGAAACAAACAAAACAACGAAGCAGUGUUUUGACAUUUAUUGAAGCUUUUGUUGAGCAAGGAAGUCACAUGUAUCAUGAGGAGAAUAAAAGAAAUGGGGAAAAAAAUAUUAUUGAAAGCAUAUUGGUUUCAAUGAUCGACGCGGCAGUUUGUCAAUUCAACGAUUUGCUUCGAAUGCUGUGCUACACAGAGUAGAGACACCCAGAAUAAGCUAGAAAACUCUAUUGAAAUUCUUUAGAAAAUAAUGGAAGUCAAAGCCAGAGCUCCCGGAAAAAUCAUACUCGCCGGUGAACAUGCCGUUGUCCAUGGAUCCACCGCCGUUGCCGCUUCUGUUGAUCUCUACACUACAGCUUCAGUUAGAUUGCCAAGUUCUUCAGACGAGAAUGAUAUUGUGAAACUCCAACUGAAGGACCUGGAACUUGAGUUUUCAUGGCCAGUUAGUAGAGUCAGGGAAGCUUUGGGUGUAUUUGUUGGUGCCAUCUCGUCACCCACAACAUGCCCUGCAGAGUGCUUGAAAUCAAUUGCAUCUCUGGUCGAGGAUCAAAACAUUCCGGAGGCGAAAAUUGGACUUGCUUCUGGAGUGGCAGCAUUUCUUUGGCUCUGUUCUUCCAUUCUAGGAUUUGUGCCUGUUGAGGUGGCCAUCACUUCUGAGCUUCCUCUUGGAUCUGGCUUGGGAUCAUCAGCCGCGUUUUGCGUUGCCCUAUCAGCUGCUCUGCUUGCUUUAUCAGGUUCUGUGAACGUGGAUCGGGAGCAUCAUGGAUGGAUGAUAUAUAAAGAAGAUGAACUAGAUUUGUUGAACAAGUGGGCCUUUGAGGGUGAAAAGAUAAUCCAUGGAAAACCCUCUGGAAUAGACAACACAGUGAGCACAUAUGGGGGCAUGAUCAAGUUCAGGUCAGGAAAUUUGACUCUCAUUAAAUCCAAUAUGGCAUUGAAAAUGCUUAUUACAAACACAAAAGUUGGAAGAAACACAAAGGCUUUAGUUGCUGGUGUUUCAGAAAGGGCCAUUAGACAUCCUGAUGCAAUGAAAUCAGUGUUCAAUGCUGUCAAUUCUAUCAGCAAUGAGUUAUCAAUCCUUAUUCAGUCACCAAUUCACGACGAGGUGUCCCUAACUGAGAAUGAAGAGAAGUUGGCAGAAUUGAUGGAAAUGAAUCAAGGUUUACUUCAAUGUAUGGGUGUAAGCCAUGCAUCUAUCGAAACCGUUCUCCGGACUAGCUUGAAAUACAAGCUAAUUUCCAAAUUGACAGGAGCUGGAGGUGGAGGCUGUGUUCUUACACUGUUGCCUAACUUACUUUCAGGGAAAGUUGUCGAUGAAGUAAUCGCAGAGCUUGAGUCAUGUGGAUUUGAAUGCUUCAUUGCUGGGAUUGGAGGAAAAGGAGUAGAGAUCUCGUUCAGUGAUUUGUCUUGAAUUUUCAAGGUGUUCUUUGAAUGAAACGAACUCUUUUUCUGUUGUCCCUUCCUUUCAUGAAGUAUAAUACUCGCACUAUCACUUGAAAUUUUCUUGAUAUAAUGCUUCACACCGGUCCCUAAUAAGAGUUAUAAAAAAAAUUCUCUUUCA
Cucumis melo (muskmelon) is the source of this 1622-nucleotide messenger RNA. Its product is annotated as mevalonate kinase. Bases 312 to 1472 code for a protein of 386 amino acids. Gene Ontology annotation, cellular component: cytoplasm. The record is from RefSeq and is a predicted model, not a curated record. Gene Ontology annotation, biological process: isoprenoid biosynthetic process. NCBI's taxonomy places the organism in Eukaryota, Viridiplantae, Streptophyta, Magnoliopsida, Cucurbitales, Cucurbitaceae. The transcript is spliced from 5 exons. Gene Ontology annotation, molecular function: ATP binding; mevalonate kinase activity.